Messenger RNA from Vanrija pseudolonga, 1748 nucleotides. RefSeq names its product putative eukaryotic translation initiation factor 5 (gene tif5). Bases 372 to 1538 code for a protein of 388 amino acids. The transcript has 5 exons. Gene Ontology annotation, biological process: translational initiation; formation of translation preinitiation complex; formation of cytoplasmic translation initiation complex. The record is from RefSeq and is a predicted model, not a curated record. Gene Ontology annotation, cellular component: cytosol. Gene Ontology annotation, molecular function: eukaryotic initiation factor eIF2 binding; GDP-dissociation inhibitor activity; translation initiation factor activity. NCBI's taxonomy places the organism in Eukaryota, Fungi, Basidiomycota, Tremellomycetes, Trichosporonales, Trichosporonaceae.
CAUCUUUCUCUCUCUCACUCACUCACUCUCUUCCACUCUCAACCGCACCACCACCGCCACCACAGCAACAACAACAACACCACCACCACCACCGCAACCUCGUGUUGGACGCCCCGACACGCACACACCCACCACCAGCCAACUCACCCGCGCGCACGCAGCACCCGAGCUCAACGCUCCUAGUUCAAGAUCUCGUCCUUCUCAAGACGCUGCCAUUUGUCCAGCUUCGACCCCGACGAUCCCGCCGCCGGUUCUUCUUACGAGCAACACCCCGAGUUCAUGCAGCAUCGAGACUCUGCCGUCCCUAGGAAUCCAGCCGCGCGUCUACUCAUAGUUCAUCCCCGCUAGAUUACUCAUUACUCUUGCCCAACAUGACGACUGUCAACAUCCGUCGCGAUGUCGAAGACAAGUUCUACCGCUACAAGAUGCCCCUGCUCCAGACCAAGAUCGAGGGCCGCGGUAACGGCAUCAAGACUGUCGUGCCCAACAUGGAAGACGUGGCGAGGGCCUUGAACCGCCCCCCUGCUUAUCCCACCAAGUUCUUUGGCACCGAGCUCGGCGCCCAAACCACAAUGGCCAACGAGCGUUACAUUGUCAACGGCGCGCACCAGCCCGACCGCCUCCGCGAGCUCCUCGACACGUUCAUUGACAAGUUUGUUCUCUGCGCGUCGUGCAAGAACCCCGAGACGGAGCUCGUCAUCACCGGCCGCGGCAACAAUGAGCACAUUCACCGUGACUGCAAGGCCUGCGGUGCACACACCGACAUUGACAUGCGCCACAAGCUCACGACGUUCAUCCUCAAGAACCCUCCCAAGAAGAAGAAGGGCAAGAAGGGCAUGACCGCCGAGGCCAACGUUGGCGGCCCUGUCGUGUUCGACGAGAAGGACAAUGGCAGCGGCGAGGACUCGCCCUCGGCCACCCCCGCCCCUGGCGACCAGGGCGUUCCCACCUCGGGCACCGACAUUGACGCUGCGCUCGGCAGGGGCGGUGACCCCAUCCUUGACAACCCCGACGCCAUUGCCAACAAGGUUGCCAACCUCAACGUCGACGACGAUGACGAGGACGAGGGCUCGCCGUACUACCAGCUCCGUGUCUGGCUCGAGGAGACCGAGGACCCGUCGGACGCCGACGUCAUUGGCCAGAUCAAGGAGCUCGAAAUUGUUGGCAAGCACAAGGCGCUCGUUGAGAUUGGCCACAAGCUCUUGGGCGAGAAGGUUGACGCGGACAUCCAGAAGCGCGCCCAGCUCCUCAAGGUGCUCGUGACCUCGGAGAAGCACCAGAAGUCGCUCCUCGGUGGCCUCGAGCGUCUCCUCGCUCUCUCGCCCGACUCGGACGCGCUCAUCGCGUCCGGCGCGACUUCCAAGGCCCUCAUGGCCCUGUACCAGGAGGACAUUCUCGAGGAGGAGGUUAUCCGCCAGUGGGGCACGCACGUGAGCAAGAAGUAUGUCAGCAAGGACCAGAGCAAGAAGGUGCGCAAGAGCGCCGACGCGUUCCUCAAGUGGCUCGACGAGGCGGAUGACGAGAGUGACGAGGAGUAAGCGAGCAGUUUUGCAGCGCCGCAAGGCGCUGCGAGCUGCAUGCUGGACGUCCACCUCACUGAAUGUCCGACCAUCCAACCCCGGACCCCGACCCCCGCCCGACCCGAUUCCGAUUUCCGCAUGGCCGAAUGUAAAGACACAAGAAACCCAUAAACUCAUAUGAUCGUACCAAGGCUCGGCUCUGUGACUGUAUGCACCGUUCUGCUGUGA